CAGUCGACUGCCGCUGGAGCUGCGACAGCACGCGCGCUCUCUGUAUUAGGAUGUCACCGGCAGCGUCGUUCGCUAAGCGAUGGGCCAGCGACAACCUGACCCGAGCGCCCACAGCAGAUGAGCUUGUUAUCCUGGAUCUCUUCCCUAUUACUUGCGAAGGAGACGAGGAAGAAGCCACUAAGAGGGCGCGGAGGUAUUACAAGGCGAGAGGGCCGGGAGGACUGACGGAACUCUGGCAUAGAAGAUAUCCUGAUGAUGAGGAUAUACUGUCGAGUUGUCAAGACGCAUACAUAGUUCCUUUACGAGUACGCAGCGUGGCCGGACGAAGAAUGACAUUGGUGAGACUGCCCGCGCCAACAGCAUUGGACAGGCCACUAUCAGCGCGCGCACUACUCGCCAGAUGGCUGAUGAUAUUAGACAUAAGACUUCGCGAGGACCCGAGCCCUGGUGAAGAGGUGGUUUUCAUUGACGUGUGCGACUUGCAGCCCUCUCACCUCAAAAACCACUUCCGAGGCAGCUACUGGAAGGAUUUUGUCUGGCUAAUGAAGACAGCAUAUCCGCUGCGGUUCUCCGAAGUCCAUAUCAUCAAUACUCAUCGUCUGAAGACAAUGUCUCUCUUAUUACUUCACGUGGGACUGUACCCAUGGCGGCGUAAGGUGGUCCAAGUUCACUCUAAUGCGGAUCAGAUCAACCACAUCAUGGGUGUCGAUUACUUCCCACCAGAGGGCUUGCCACAUGAAUACGGCGGGAAGGCUGGUGCGAUGAAGGAUUUGAAUGAUGAAUGGACAAAGAAACUUCUAUCCAACUCCACUUGGCUACAAUUAGAGGAACGUAAAUACUACAACACAGAACUUAUACCGGAAAUCCGAACACGUACAAGACAUCGCAGCGCAGUACGGGCAAUGCGAGGCGCUAUUGGUUCCUAUGACAUGAUUACUAGAACACAUUCAUGUAAAUCUCUGAACAGGCAUGAUGAUGUGGAUGAAGGAGCUCACGGCGCUUAUAGAACUUUGAAAGUGAAAUCAGAUAAGAAUUUGUACGUAUAAAGAUCUGUAUGUGUUAAAAACGGACUAUAAAAAUCUUGGUAUACAUCUUAAUGAGAUGUAGUCAUCUUAUCAUCAGCGGCAUACGUCCCCACUGAGGGGCUCGGAACCUACCCUAAGUUAGGGGUGACCAGGCAAUAGUCAACCGCGCUGGACCAGUGCGGGUUGAUUGACUUCACACAUAUCUUUUGAAUUUCUCCUCAGAUAUGUGCAGGUUGCACGAUGUU
Molecule: messenger RNA, 1270 nt
Organism: Papilio xuthus (Asian swallowtail)
Lineage: Eukaryota; Metazoa; Arthropoda; Insecta; Lepidoptera; Papilionidae
Exons: 6
Coding region: 51-1046 (331 amino acids)
Cellular component (GO): membrane
Molecular function (GO): phosphatidylinositol bisphosphate binding
Source: RefSeq, a predicted model, not a curated record